UGAUAAAGUAAACCCUUGCGAUUCGAUCAGUGACUCACUAAAACGUUCGAGAUAAACUUAUAAAUACGUAUAAUUGGACGAGAGGUACCUUAGGGUAUAAGUAAGAUUUAAGUGCAACGGGUUCCUGGAGCAUAGCAUCUUGGGCGUUGCUGGCUGUUAUCUGGGUUAAUCAUGUCGCCUUUCAACAUCGAGAAAUGUGCGAGACCUAACAUAUUGGCCCUGGAGCCAUAUCGAUGCGCACGAGACGACUACAAGGACGACGGCACAAACAUUCUCCUUGACGCCAAUGAGAAUGCAUGUGGACCGUCGCUAACUCCAGCCGCUGUGUCAGCGGCGUCAAAAUCUGGAGUGGAUAUUGACUUUCUGGGCUUGCACAGGUAUCCGGACCCCCAUCAGCGGGAUCUGAAACAGUUGCUGUGCAACUUGCGCAACACUCACCACCAUACUGAUAAGGCCAUCACCCCGGACAACCUGUUCGUCGGCGUGGGCAGCGAUGAGAUCAUCGAUGCGCUGCUAAGAUGUUUCUGCAUCCCCGGCAAAGACCGAAUUGUGGUGAACCCCCCGACGUACGGUAUGUAUUCCGUGUCGGCAGAGGUAAACGAUGUCAGACUGGUCAAGGUCCCUCUACUACCAGCGCCGACCUUCGGGCUCGACGUCGCUAAGGUGAACGAGGCGCUGUCAACCGAGGAAAACAUCAAGAUGGUUUACAUAUGCUCCCCUGGAAAUCCCACCGGCUCCAUAAUAGCCAAGGAGGACUUAAGGCAGAUCUUAGAACACCCGACGUGGAACGGUGUUGUGGUUCUGGAUGAGGCUUACAUCGACUUUGCGCCAGAGGGAUCGUCGCUGGCGGAGUGGGCCGCUGAAUGGCCUAAUCUGGUCGUCAUGCAAACGCUCUCUAAGGCUUUUGGUAUGGCGGGUAUCCGACUUGGCGCUGCCUUUACAUCACCGCCCAUUGCGCGCCUUCUUAAUAACCUUAAGGCUCCGUACAAUAUCUCUAGCCCAACUAGUGCGCUUGCAUCUUAUGUCGUUACUGGAGAUGGACUCGCGGUUAUGCGCGCGAACAGGGAGAAACUAGUUCAACAACGGAAUAGGAUGGUCGCGGAGCUACCUAAGAUCAAGGGAAUAGGACGUCUACGCGGUGGUGUAGCGAGUAACUUUUUAUUAUUCGAAAUGCUCAAUGCGAGCGGCGAGCCGGAUAACACGGUCGCGCUGGCAGUGUACGAGACACUGGCUGAGAACAAGGGCGUGGUGGUCAGGUUCAGGGGUAAGGAGCAUGGAUGUCUUGGGUGCUUACGGAUCACGGUUGGCACAGAGGAAGAGGUCACGAGAUUCCUAAAGGCUAUAGAACAGGCGCUUGCUGAAGUUAAUGGGGGUAAGACGGCAGUACCAGCGGACGAGGCGAAGAAGGAAGCUCAGGCAAACGGUGUUCUGGGUUGAAUUAGAUAGGGGAAUGGCUUUUAAAAAGGUUCUAAAUAGAAAAUGGGAGAGGUGUGUUUAUAGAUACAUAAAUGGAAUACUACGAA
Messenger RNA from Annulohypoxylon maeteangense, 1523 nucleotides. RefSeq names its product histidinol-phosphate aminotransferase. Lineage: Eukaryota; Fungi; Ascomycota; Sordariomycetes; Xylariales; Hypoxylaceae. The transcript has 2 exons. Gene Ontology annotation, molecular function: L-histidinol-phosphate:2-oxoglutarate transaminase activity; pyridoxal phosphate binding. The coding region runs from base 172 to 1437 and encodes 421 amino acids. Gene Ontology annotation, biological process: L-histidine biosynthetic process. The record is from RefSeq and is a predicted model, not a curated record.